This is a messenger RNA of Xiphias gladius (swordfish), 1437 nucleotides long. RefSeq names its product insulin-like growth factor-binding protein 1. NCBI's taxonomy places the organism in Eukaryota, Metazoa, Chordata, Actinopteri, Istiophoriformes, Xiphiidae. Gene Ontology annotation, molecular function: insulin-like growth factor II binding; insulin-like growth factor I binding. The transcript has 4 exons. Bases 55 to 798 code for a protein of 247 amino acids. Gene Ontology annotation, cellular component: extracellular region. The record is from RefSeq and is a predicted model, not a curated record. Gene Ontology annotation, biological process: regulation of insulin-like growth factor receptor signaling pathway.
GCAGUUUGCAGAAGCGAGUCCAAAAGAAAGAACAUACUUUUCUGAGGACUGGAGAUGCCCGGAUUAUAUGAGAAGCUGACAUUUGUGGCAGGAGCGGUUCUGGCUGUCUUAGCCGUGGUGAGGUCAUCCCCAGUGGUGGUACCGGAGCCUAUCCGCUGUGCCCCCUGCACGCAGGAGAAACUGAACAACUGUCCUGCCAUCCCACCAGACUGCAGGCAGGUCCUGAGGGAGCCUGGCUGUGGCUGCUGCAUGGCCUGCGCUCUGGAGAGAGGGGAGUCCUGUGGAGUUCACACAGCCCACUGUGGUGAGGGUCUCCGCUGCACUCCCAGGCCUGGUGAGCUCAGACCUCUCGCCGCUCUGACCAGGGGACAGGGGGUCUGCACUGAAGACCUGGGCCAAGAGGAUACUGAAGUAGUCCCUGACCACGGCUCCCUGCACUACCUGUUGGGUCUCAACCUUCCCUUUGACCACCAAGACACUGCCGAGGGCCACGAGAGCAUCAAGGCCAAGGUCAAUGCUAUCCGCAACAAACUGGUACAACAGGGACCCUGUCACAUUGAACUGCACAGCGCACUGGACAUGAUCGCCAGCUCUCAGCAGAAACUAGGAGAGAAGUUCACAACUUUCUACCUCCCCAACUGCGACAAGCACGGCUUCUACAAGGCCAAACAGUGUGAGUCAUCUCUGGUCGGACCGCCUGCUCGCUGCUGGUGUGUCUCCUCCUGGAACGGGAAGAAGAUCCCAGGAUCGAGUGACCUGCUUGGCGAUUCAGAGUGUCAUCAAGAAGUUACGCACUGAGAGACGGACACGUUCUCAAUCAUAAACCCAGAUGCAUAUACAGACACAUACAGAUACAAGCACACGUUUCUUAACUUAAUAUCUACAUGCAACCACCUGAUGAACUGUCUUCAUUUUACAAAAACACACUUAUUCAUUUUAUUUACAUGAUGUAUGUGACAAGACUUAUUUAUUCACUACUUGUAUAUUCUUCCUAGCAUUAACCAUUUGUCGUUUUUAGAUUUUUUAUAUGUUUGCCUAUUUUUUUCAAUUGUAAAUAGGGCAACACUGUAUACAUUUGUGUUUCUGACUAAAUAACUCCAUUGCUCAAAACCACAGGUCCGCAGCUAUGCCAAGCCCAUUUCAGAGUCUUCAGCAUCAGUUUUUUUCAUUCAUUCAAAACUGGAGCUGUGCAUGGCACAAAACAACACAGCCGCUCAUUCAUUCAACAUGUUGACAUUGUCUGAAUGUAUCUCCAUUGGCGUUUCCUCAAUGGGUAUUGGGGGAAAUACUUAAAGUGCCAGAAGUAUGUGCACAGUGGCCAAGUACAAACAUAUCAGGGCUCAUCCAAGCCACUGUGAGGUUUGGCAUGGGUUCGUCCGCAUUUGUCUACCUCUCCUAGUCUCUGCAGGUCCACAGGUUUAGCAGAGGGUCGCUGAG